Colletotrichum orchidophilum is the source of this 1731-nucleotide messenger RNA. RefSeq names its product galactose oxidase. The record is from RefSeq and is a predicted model, not a curated record. Gene Ontology annotation, molecular function: protein binding. NCBI's taxonomy places the organism in Eukaryota, Fungi, Ascomycota, Sordariomycetes, Glomerellales, Glomerellaceae. The transcript is spliced from 7 exons. Bases 1 to 1731 code for a protein of 576 amino acids.
AUGCAGCUCUCCACUAGAGCCUUGUCCCUCGUGGCACUCGUCUUGCCCCUCCUCACAUCGGCUCAAGACACGCACGAUACCCUCAAUGUCUACCAGAUGCCCGCCGAUGAGCCCGCGCCCUCGGGCCAAGUCCAUCUCGGCUGUUACCAGGAACGCACUCGCGCCACCGCCCUCAUCGUAACGGACCAGCCCGCGGCCACCGACGUUCCCACCUCCCAAGGCACCCGCUCCGACAAUAUGAGCCCCACGACCUGCACAUCCUACCGCUCCCAGUUCAAGUCAAAUAUGUACAGCCUCUCCCGUGGCGGCACCAACUACGUCAACGCCUACGGCCCGGGGACGAUGAUGACGGCUGCGGCGUCCCCUUCCAAAGCGCAGCACAUCGGCUGCCAGCGCAUGCCCACGCGCGGUGACCCGUUGGCCGAGCACGCCAAGCUCCACUCCUCGCAGAUGACGGUGCAAUGGUGCCAGGACCACUGCGGACUGUACCAGAGCAAGUACUUUAGUCUCCGCGGCGACGGGCGGGACUGUUCCUGCGGCGACGCGCCGAGCGACCGCGGCACUAGCGGGAGCAGCUUCUGCAAGACGGCUUGCACGGGUGAUAAAGAUGCGUUCUGCGGCGGCGGCACGGGCACGGCCGGAUAUUAUAACUUGGGAAACGCUGGACCUUUCCCGGAAAUGUACACGUCAAUCUACAACCCGUCCAUCAAGGAGGUUACGGAGGCCCUGGUUGAGAAUACCCAGCAGGACAUGUUCUGUCCGGGUAUCUCCAUGGACGCGGACGGCCACAUUAUCGUCAGCGGAGGCUCCACUGCGGCUAAGACGAGUAUCUUUGACGAAGACAGUAAUUCCUGGGCCGCCACUGGUGAGAUGGAGAUCCCGCGUGGGCACCAGUCUAGCACCCUCACCUCCGACAACAAGGUCUUCACCAUUGGCGGCUCGUUUCGGGGGGGUUGCAUACCCGUGGUUCUUUGCGAGACGAUAGCCACGCGUGGUUUCAUGCGUGGAAAGACGGAUACGUUUUCCAGGCCGGCCCUAGGUGCUGGAAACCGAGGAAGUGACAACGAUGCCAUGUGCGGUGUCAAUGUCAUGUACGAGGCUGUUGCCGGAAAGAUCCUCAUCAUAGGUGGUGCCCCUCGCUACGACGGCGUCGCAUCGACCGCCAACGCUCAUGUCCUUCCCAUCGGCGAGGCUGGCGGUGCCGUUGAAGUUGAGAAACUCGAAAACGCCGAACUUAAUCGUGGUUUCGCCAACGGCGUGAUUCUUCCCGACGGCAAAGUCUUUAUUAUCGGUGGCCAGAGCCGUACUGUCCUCUUCUCCGGUGCCAACCCGCAACUCUUCCCCGAAAUCUGGGACCCUGCGACCAAGGAUUUCACUGAGGUCAAGCCACUCACCACCCCCCGCAACUACCACUCGGACGGGCAAACUCUUGCCAAGCGCCCCGUCGUCUCCGAACUCUCGGUCUCCGAUUGCAAGGCCGGGAACAGCAUCACCAUAACAAUGGAAGAGGCGGCGAACUGCACUUUCCCGAUGAUAAGGAUGGGCACUUCGACACACGCCGUUAACACUGACCAGAGACAUUGCCCUCUGGAGGCCCAGACCAACAAUAAUCAGUACGCAGUUACUGUUCCAAGCGACGCCGGUAUCGCACUGCCCGGCUACUGGAUGUUGUUUGCUGUGAAUGAAGCUGGCGUUCCAGGCGUCGCAAAGAAUUUCAGAGUCGCGGUGUAA